CUCCUCCUCCUCCUCCUCCUCCUCCUCCUCCUCCUCCUCCUGGGCCAUGGCGGCGGCGCGGCGCGGCCCCGCGCCCACGUGGGACCAGCGCCACUCCCUCCGCCCGCCCCCGUACGUGGGCGCCAUGCGGCGGCAGCUGGAGGGGCUGGCCAUCGGGGACGCGGCCGUGGACGAGCUGCCCGACGCCGCCGUGGCGCCCUGCGCCGCCCACCGCGGCGCCGGCUCGGUCAUGGCCUGCGCUGGGACCCCGCCGCAGUCGCCGGAGCCCGGCUGGGUGGACUGGGACCUCGUCCGGCGCGGGCAGGCCCUGUGGCUGGAGAACCUCGGCCGGGCAUUCCUGGCGCUCACCGCCGCCCUCGUGCAGGGCUUCACCAUCGCCCGGUUUGCAGAGGUGCUUCACCACGCCGGCUACGCGCAGAGCCCCUUGAAUUCGAACCGGAGGCACCAGGGAAUAACUACCAGUGCCAAGUUGCAUGCAGUGGAAACCAUGCCAAGAAACACCCUGCGUGCAUCCAGGGUGCUCUGGGUUUCUUGGGUUUGGAUAUUUCUGCUAUGUAAAGCGCGACGCUCCC
Messenger RNA from Prorocentrum cordatum, 572 nucleotides. The record is from the annotation of a GenBank genome assembly. NCBI's taxonomy places the organism in Eukaryota, Dinophyceae, Prorocentrales, Prorocentraceae.